Emericellopsis cladophorae is the source of this 1554-nucleotide messenger RNA. RefSeq lists its product as uncharacterized. The record is from RefSeq and is a predicted model, not a curated record. Bases 1 to 1554 code for a protein of 517 amino acids. The transcript has 3 exons. Lineage: Eukaryota; Fungi; Ascomycota; Sordariomycetes; Hypocreales; Bionectriaceae.
AUGUGGAGCCACGGCCAGCAAUUGGCGGCGGAGAGCCGGGAGACGCAAGCGACAGAGCCUCAGAAAGACCCCGUCUUGAUUGCGAUCACCGAAGAGGAGGCUCUAGAGCCCAUCAAGAUUCACAGGCGUCAGGAUGAUGGGGUUGGCGGCACUCCCAUCCCAUCAGCCAGCGAUGGCGACGUCACUGGGCCCCAGGAGCCUACUACCUCAGACGAGGUGGCAGAUCUGCCCACAACAUUGGAAGAGUCUGAGCCUCCUGCUGUCACGACGACAGCAAUCGCCACUACGACUGUCCAAGUUUCCACCGAGACGACUACAGCUGAUCCCACAACUUCAGAGGUGGUGCCAGACACUUCCACCACGGAGCUCCCUCCUCCCGACACAACAACGACCACUACGCAACCCGAAACCAUAUCGGAUACCGAGGCCACAACGGUCGAAACGAGCGACGCUCCCGAGGAAACGACGACGGAGGAGACCACGACCACCACAAUUGGUAUGUCCACCACCGAGAACGCCCCCUCCUCGACCUCUCCUAUCCUUCCUACAUCUACUGCGCCAGAGUCCACAUCCACUGCGCCAGAGUCCACAUCCACUGCGCAAGAGUCCACAUCCACUGCGCCAGAGUCCACGUCUACUGCGCCAGAGUCCACGUCUACCCCCAGUAGGUCUCCGCCGCCGGAAUCUUCCUCUGCCCCUUCCACUGCGCUUUCCUCUGCGCCUUCCUCUGCGCCUUCCUCUGCGCCUUCCUCUGCGCCUUCCUCUGCGCCUUCCUCUGCGCCUUCCUCUGCGCCCAGCACGGAUACGCCAUCUACAUCCCAGGACGCCACGUCCACUGCUCCAAGUAGGUCUCCGUCGGGACAGUCCCAUGUUCCGUCCGCGUCACCUAGCUCUGAACUGCCCACCGUGACCAACACUGCCAUUGUUUCUCUCUCCACUUCCCAAGUCCGUACCACGGACACCUCACUUGAGGCUUCACUCGAGACUUCACUUGAGACUUCACUCGAGACCUCACUCGAGACCUCACUUGAGACUUCACUUGAGACUUCACUUGAGACUUCACUUGAGCCCUCGCUUGAGCCCUCGCUUGAGCCUUCGCUUGAGCCUUCGCUUGAGCCUUCGCUUGAGCCUUCGCUUGAGCCUUCGCUUGAGACUUCACUUGAGACCUCGCUGGAGACCUCGCUGGAGACCUCGCUGGAGACAUCGCUGCAGAUCACAUCGAGAACUCUCGAGGAGACGACGACCACCACCACCACCACAGACGAGGAGGUUUCGACCACCACAGAGGCAGAGUCGAGCACAACCACCGAGGAUGACGAGGAUGACGAGGAUGAGCCAACGUCGAGUCCCGUGACGGCGACAAUCACAUCGACUAUGGAAGGUGGCAGCGUCACAACCAUCACGUCGACUUCUUGGGUGGAGGUUGAUCCCACCUCGGCGCCUGAUGACAGCGACGACGACGACGAUCCCGACCUGCAGAAUGUCGGCGUGGCCAAGAACCCGGCGCUGGCCGUGGUUAUUGGUCUCGCUGCGGCAGCCUUCCUACUUUCAUAA